Messenger RNA from Psammomys obesus (fat sand rat), 943 nucleotides. It is a transcript of the gene CUNH2orf76, whose product is annotated as chromosome unknown C2orf76 homolog. The coding region runs from base 42 to 422 and encodes 126 amino acids. NCBI's taxonomy places the organism in Eukaryota, Metazoa, Chordata, Mammalia, Rodentia, Muridae. The transcript is spliced from 6 exons. The record is from RefSeq and is a predicted model, not a curated record.
GGAGGAGCCGCGGGGCACGCCGGGAGCAGGUUGUCUCCCCCAUGGCUGCUGACGAAGCAACCAUCACAGUUCGCCUCAUCCGUUCAUUUGAACAUCGAAAUUUCAAACCUGUAGUAUAUCAUGGAGUUAAGUUGGACCAAACUGUGAAGGAAUUUAUAGCAUUUCUAAAGCAAGAUGUCCCUUUGAGGACCGGCUUGCCACCACCACUCAGAAAUUACAAAUAUGAUACACUAAAGAUUCUUCAUCAAGCUCACAAAGCAAAGACAAAUGAGCUUGUGUUGGGUUUGGAGGACGAUGACACACUCCUGCUAAAGGAAGACAGAACCCUCAAGGACUCAGGAAUAGCCAGUGAAACUGAAAUUGCAUUCUUCUGUGAAGAAGAUUAUAAGAGAUACAAAGCUAAUCCCAUCUCAUCCUGGUGAAAGUGUCCGGCGUACCUUUGCAUACCUUUAUCACACAAGUAACUUUUUUUAAAUUGUCAAAUAAAUCUUUUUUAAAAAAUCCUUGGCUUGAUUCCUCUCUAUAGAGGACUCUCUCUCUCUCUCUCUCUCUCUCUCUCUCUCUGCCAUUCUCUUUUCCUUCUUUUUCUUCCUUCCUCCUUUUCUCCCAGACCUUCCUUUUUCUCCCUCCCUUGCUUCCUUCUUUUCUUUCUUGUUAUAAAGUGAGCAAAAUAUUUGAUUUAAAAAAGUAAGCAUUAGUUUAGAAAGCAUUACUUCUUAGGAUUAGGGAGCAUAGCUCAGUGGGUAGAGUGCCUUUUUGCUUAGCACACAUGACGCCCUGAGUUCCCUCUCCAGCAGUGAGUGAACCCUGUGUGCUAGCACAUGCCUGUAACCUCAGCACUUUAGAAGUAAAAGCAGAAGAAACAGGAGUUCAAGGUCAUCCUUGCCUGUAUAGGACAUUCAGGACCAGCCUUGGCUUCAUGAGACCCUGUCUCAAAAAUAAA